GACUUCCGGUGGAGUGUGUGGCGGCGGGAGCGUGUGGUGGCGGCGGGUCGGGAGCAGCCAUGGCGUACCGCGGGCAGGGCCAGAAGGUGCAGAAGGUGAUGGUGCAGCCCAUCAACCUCAUCUUCCGCUACCUGCAGAACAGGUCAAGGAUCCAGGUGUGGCUUUAUGAGCAGGUGAACAUGCGGAUAGAAGGCUGCAUCAUUGGCUUUGAUGAAUAUAUGAACUUGGUGCUGGAUGACGCAGAGGAGAUUCACUCCAAAACAAAAUCAAGGAAGCAGCUGGGUCGGAUCAUGUUAAAAGGGGACAAUAUCACUCUUCUACAAAGUGUUUCUAACUAGAAAUCACUGUUCUUCACUUAGGGCAGUGAUUGCAGUUCAGGGUGGUUUGGAGUGAAUGAAGAAAGUGCUAGUGGGAGUGUGACCUGCUGGUAGAUAGAAAGAUAUGUGUAACUGGUGUUGCAUGCUGAGCUAAAAAGUCUCCUCCUUUUGUGGGAGUAAUUUUUUUUGUAGUUUGAAACAAUACAGGAUGUAUUUCCCAAAUAAACAUUUUUCACAUUGACUGUAAA
Gallus gallus (chicken) is the source of this 565-nucleotide messenger RNA. RefSeq names its product small nuclear ribonucleoprotein polypeptide E (gene SNRPE). Gene Ontology annotation, biological process: spliceosomal snRNP assembly; mRNA splicing, via spliceosome. Gene Ontology annotation, cellular component: U2 snRNP; precatalytic spliceosome; U4/U6 x U5 tri-snRNP complex. Bases 60 to 338 code for a protein of 92 amino acids. NCBI's taxonomy places the organism in Eukaryota, Metazoa, Chordata, Aves, Galliformes, Phasianidae. Gene Ontology annotation, molecular function: RNA binding. The record is from RefSeq and is marked provisional. The transcript is spliced from 5 exons.